GCGAGAGCGAAUGUAAGAGAAAAGGAGGUUAAGGAGAGGCAUCGCUUGCGUGCGAAAUCAUCCCUGCCUCCAUCCAUGGCCACUCCCUCAGCGCCCAACGCUAUUGAUUACGCCGCCCUUGGCUUCUCAGAGAUUAAAGUCGAUUUGAACGGAGCUAUUGCUGUUGUAACAUUGAAUCGAUCCGCUAGGAGGAAUGUCUUUACGCAAAAACUCUCAUCACAGCUCAUCUCUGCGUUUGAGGCUUUUGAUAGAGAUGAUCAUGUCCGAGUAGUUGUCCUGACGGCUGAACCAGAUGCACCGGCAUUCUGUGCCGGAGCAGACAUCGGUAACGGCUGGAAUGACCUUUGGAACCCGGAAGCAGAAAAGGAACCUGACCCUGUACGCGCACAUCGCGACACUGGCGGGAGGGUCACGAUGUCUAUACUUCGGUGCCGAAAGCUGACAAUCAUUGCAGUCAACGGUCAUGCUGCGGGAAUAGGCAUGACGAUGCAGCUUCCAUUCGAUUUCCGACUGGCUUGGGCCGAUGCGAAGCUGGUAUUCCCUUUCGUUUCCCGAGGCAUCUGCGCUGAAGCUCUGUCUUCGUUUCUCCUUCCGCGUUUAGUUGGUUAUUCUCAAGCUUCAACACUUCUUUUGAGCAGCGAAACGUUCACUCCAACAUCACCCCAUAUUUCAAGACUUUACUACAAAGUACUUGAGAAACGAGAAGACGUCUUUCCAGUUGCAUUGCAACUUGCCAAGCGCCUCGCAUCAACUACUUCCGCUACAUCCGUAGCUAUGACUAAAGCACUUAUUUGGCGUGGCGCUAAUUCACCAGAAGAACAGCAUCUCUUGGAGUCACGCGCGAUUCGGACGCUUGGUCCGAGUAAGGACGGUGAAGAGGGUGCACGAUCUUUCCUUGAGAAACGCGCGCCGGUGUUUACUGCGACACUCUCAGCAGACAUGCCAUCUUGGGUUCCAUGGUGGAAUGAAGUAAAUACGUCACGAAAGAUGUCCAAAUUGUAACCGUUUAUCACACCAUUUCCCCUAUGGGUAACACAGCCCAACCACUGCUUGACUUGAUAAGAUAGGAGCUACGCGGUUUUGAUCCGUUUGUACGAUAAUAUUAAUCCUAGCGCCACAUUCGCC
Molecule: messenger RNA, 1125 nt
Organism: Fomitiporia mediterranea MF3/22
Lineage: Eukaryota; Fungi; Basidiomycota; Agaricomycetes; Hymenochaetales; Hymenochaetaceae
Product: peroxisomal enoyl-CoA-hydratase
Exons: 7
Coding region: 76-1002 (308 amino acids)
Source: RefSeq, a predicted model, not a curated record